AUGGUGUAUCAUUGCUUAAGCUUCUCUGUGUCGACUAGAUAUGUCUAUUGGAAGCUCUAUUCUAACUUUGGCAUCCCUAUCACCUAUGGGCAUGAGGAACUUACUGUCUGCGAGGACAUUGACCAGGUGCAUGCUGUGGUGGAAAAGUAUCCACCAUAUCAGCCUAUUUUCACUAAGAUGUCCUAUGGAGAAACCCAAAUGCUCGACGAAGGCCUUUUUAUGAAGAAGAGUUGCAUAACCUUUUUGUUGAUUAUUUUGAUGCAGUUUCAGUACGCCGUCUUCUUUGGUUACAUUAGAUUGAGGGAGCAGGAGAUGAGGAACCUGAUGUGGAUCUCGGAAUGUGUUGCACAGAACCAAAAUGUCGAGGGUUCAUGA
This is a messenger RNA of Ananas comosus (pineapple), 375 nucleotides long. RefSeq names its product V-type proton ATPase subunit d1-like. Gene Ontology annotation, cellular component: vacuolar proton-transporting V-type ATPase complex; proton-transporting V-type ATPase, V0 domain. NCBI's taxonomy places the organism in Eukaryota, Viridiplantae, Streptophyta, Magnoliopsida, Poales, Bromeliaceae. The coding region runs from base 1 to 375 and encodes 124 amino acids. Gene Ontology annotation, molecular function: proton-transporting ATPase activity, rotational mechanism. The record is from RefSeq and is a predicted model, not a curated record. The transcript has 4 exons. Gene Ontology annotation, biological process: proton transmembrane transport; vacuolar transport; vacuolar acidification.